Epithele typhae is the source of this 702-nucleotide messenger RNA. RefSeq lists its product as uncharacterized. NCBI's taxonomy places the organism in Eukaryota, Fungi, Basidiomycota, Agaricomycetes, Polyporales, Epitheliaceae. Gene Ontology annotation, molecular function: FMN binding. Bases 1 to 702 code for a protein of 233 amino acids. The transcript has 2 exons. The record is from RefSeq and is a predicted model, not a curated record.
AUGCCCUCCUCGCCGCGGUGGGUCGAAGCGGUCAACAACGCUCUCCGACAGCACCCCGAACACCAACCAACCGUGUACCAAGUCGCGACAGUCGACGCCUCCGGCCACCCACGCGUCCGCACCCAAGUCCACCGCGCUUUCCACCACCCACCCGACCGCCCCGACCUCCCACUGCUCGUCACCUCGACCGACGCGCACACGCCCAAAGUCACGCAGCUCCACGCCUCCGCGCGCGUCGAGCUCUGCUGGUGGUUCCCCGGCACGCAAGACCAGUUCCGCAUCGCCGGCUUCGCGCACGUCCGUCCCGCGCCCUCGCCCUCGGCGCCCGCGGAACCGACGCCGAUCCCCGCGGGCGCGACCGCGCUCGAGACGCUGCGCGACGGCGGCUUCGACUGGGACGCGAAACGGCGUGAGGCGUUCCUCGCGAUGAGCCCGGGCAUGCGCGCGAGCUGGUGCGCGCCGGACGCGCCGGGGUCGCCGUUGGGGAGCUACGAGGAGCAGAAGGGGUGGCCGCGGAGCGUACCGGCUGAGCCGGAGACCGAGGAGGACAGGAAGAACUGGGAAAUGUCCCUGGGGAACUUCGCGCUGAUGCUGGUCGAGCCGGUUGAGGUGGACUGGGUCGAGCUGGGCGUGAAGCCGAACCGGCGGACGGCGUUCAAGAGGGAGGGCGAGGGUUGGGUGGAGCAGUUGGUUGUUCCGUGA